AUGUGCUAUUUUCGGUGUUCCAGUCUGAAUGCCCCUCACCAUGGGACAGUCAGCAGCAGCACCAACCUUGUUGGAGACACCGUUACCUUCUCCUGUGAACCUGGGUAUGUGAUUGACGGCUCCACAGAUCGUCUCUGUCUAGCAGACGGAACUUGGUCGGGACAGCAACCCAGAUGUCAAAUGGGGAAUGCAUGGAGAAACCGGUACCUGAGCGAGGUGCAGUUCAUCUGUAAUGAUGGUUACCAGCUGGUUGGCAGCACCACCCUCACCUGCCAGGGUGACCAGACAUGGAGUGGACCGGUGCCGAACUGUAGCCCGGCGCAGUGCCCCGCCUUGCAACUGAUCAAUGGCUUUAUAAUUGGAGGAACUGUGCUUGGUACCACGGCCAGCUGUGGCUGUGACCCUGGGUACCUCCUGAUUGGUCCAGCCACCACCACCUGCCUAAGCACUGCUACGUGGAGUGCUGCAACUCCUACAUGCACAAUAAAGACCUGUCAGCCACUUCCGGCUCCAAACCAUGGGAUAGUGACUGGUGGGAACAACUACGGGGAUGUGGCCACAUUCGCCUGUGAUCCAGGCUACGAAUUAAUAGGGAGCUCCGCCCAGACUUGCCAAGACAAUGAGCAUUGGUCAGGCCCUCCACCAUACUGUUUAAGAAUGGAAUGUGCCACACUGGAUGCACCCGUGCAUGGGUCCAUCAGUGGGACAAGCUACGUCGGUGAUACUGUGACCUUCUCCUGCGACACUGGGUACGAGAUUACCAGCGGUUCCAUCUCACGGACCUGUCAAUCAACUAGGACUUGGACGGGCACACAACCAACUUGUACAAAAAUAAAAUGCCCUACUGUGAGUGCCCCAGCCAAUGGUAACAUGGUGGGAAGUAUAGAGUUUGGUGACCAGCUACAGUUCUCCUGUAGUCUUGGUCAUCAGCUCAUCGGUAGCAGCACACUAACGUGCCAGGCUGACCAGACGUGGGAUGUGACAGUGCCAACGUGCAGUCCCGUUCAGUGCGCACCACUACAAUGUCCACAGAAUGGACAAGUCAGCGGUGGCAGCUCCUAUGGGGACACAAACACCUACACUUGUGACAUUGGGUACCUUCUGUUUGGUGACAGCACCACAGACUGCCUCAGUACAGGAACUUGGAGUUCACAGCCACCACAAUGCAUACUGAAAACCUGCCCCCCACUGACAGCCCCCAAUCACGGCAGUGUGGUUGGUGGGAACAACUACGGGGAUGUGGCCCACUACGCCUGCGACCCAGGCUAUGACCUUGUCGGGACACCAUCACGGAUCUGUCAGGACAACCAGUUCUGGAGUGGAACAGCACCAUCUUGUAUUAAAAUGGAGUGUGCAAUCCUGUACCCACCUACUCAUGGGACAGUCAACGGCACCAACUUUGUUGGGGACACUGUGACCUUUGCCUGUGACCCUGGGUACGAGAUCACUGAGAUACAGUGUCCGCUCUUCAGUGCUCUAGCAAACGGACAUAUGAUAGGUGGUGAUAACUACGAAGACCAGUUACAGUUCCACUGUAGCGCCGGCUAUCAGCUGGUUGGAAGCUUCACACUAACUUGUCAGGCUGACCAAACAUGGAGUGACGUAGCCCCAACCUGCACUCGAAUCCAGUGCCCUGCUGUCCAGGCUCCACUGAAUGGUGCUGUGAGUGGGGGUAACUUCUUUGGCAACACGGCAACCUACACCUGUGAUGUUGGGUACCUCCUGAUUGGUCAAAGUACCAGUACAUGCCUUAGCACAGGCAUCUGGAGCAGUCAGGCUCCUCAGUGCACAUUGAAGACCUGCCAGCCACUGACAGUUCCAGACCACGGCACAAUGACGGGUGGAAACAACUAUGGAAAUGUCGUCACCUACGCCUGCGAUGUCGGCUAUGAACUGAUAGGAAACCCCACCCAGACAUGUCAGGACAACCAACAAUGGACUAGUUCCCCACCAACUUGUCAAAAGGUCCAGUGUGCCCCUCUGAGUGCGCCAGCGUAUGCAACCAUGUCGGGAACGGGAAAUGAGUACGGGGACACCAUGCACUUCACCUGUUUGGCGGGACACACCCUGACAGCGGGAGACACUGACCGAACUUGUCAAGCUGAUGGCAUGUGGAGUGGUCUUCAGCCUUCUUGUACAGUGAAUGAAUGUCCCCAACUUGAUACACCUACUAAUGGCCAGGUUUAUGGCAAUAAUGCCUACACUGGUAUGAUGGUCUUCUUCUGUAAUGACGGAUAUGAACUGGUCGGUGAUCCUGUGCGACAGUGCAACUCGGUCGAUGGCACAUGGAGGAAAGAGUGUCCCACACUUUCAACACCCAGUAACGGUUUUAUGUCUGGCGCAAACUUCUAUGGCGACCAGGUGACCUUCACAUGUCAUUCUGGGUACGAAAUCUCCGGAAGUGCGGUCUUAACCUGUCAGAUGAACCAACAGUGGAACGGAACCCAGCCGACAUGUGAACGGAUCCAUUGCCCACCAUUGAGUCCCAUAGCUAAUGGACAGAUGAGUGGAGGUCAUCUGUUUGGUGACCAGGUCAUGUUUGUGUGCAACUCUGGCUACGAGCUCAGCGGCAGUCCCUCUCGGACAUGUCAGGCAGAUGGAACAUGGUCGGGAAUACAGCCAGUUUGUGACCGCGUGGUAUGCCCAGACACGUCACCCCCAGCCCACGGUUCAGUGACUGGAGGGCUGUAUCUCGGUGACACGGCAACAUACUCCUGUGACCCUGGGUAUGAACUACAUGGAAGUGCCGCCCAGAUAUGCCAGGCCGACCAAAGAUGGAAGAAGGUCAAUGAACUGUACCAGACUACUGUCACCAUGAUAUUUUUGUAUUGUAUUGUUAACUGUAAUAACCCGUCUGCUAUAUUUUUUCUGAUGUUAGGAAAACCAUGCUCGACUUUGGACCCCCCUCUGAAUGGUAAAGUCAAUGGCUCCAACCUCUAUGGAGACACGGUAACCUUCACCUGCAAUGUUGGGUUCGACUUGGUGGGUGACCAGACAAGGACCUGUCAGAGUGACCAGCAGUGGAGUGGAACACAGCCAUACUGUCAAAAACAAGACUGCGGCCAGCUGCCAACCCCAAGCCACGGCGCCUGGUCAGGCGGGACUCACUAUGGCAACCAGGUGACCUUCACAUGUGAUCCUGGGUACGAGAUCGUUGGAAGUGCGACAUUGACCUGUCAGGAGAAUCAGCAGUGGAGCGGAGCUCCACCCACAUGUACACUGAUAACAUGUCUGGGCCUUAAUGCACCAAGCAACGGUCAGAUGAGUGGCAGCUCCUCUUACGGAGACCAAGUGACGUUUGCAUGCAAUGUCGGGUACAGUCUUAGCGGAAGCCCCUCACGUACCUGUAUGGCGGACGGAACAUGGUCAGGAGUCCAACCAGUCUGUAACCACAUGAAGUGCCCUGACCUGGUAGCACCACUGCAUGGAUCUCAGAGUGGAGGAACAUAUGUUGGCGACACUGUGACGUUCUCCUGUGAUACUGGGUAUGAACUUGUCGGGACGCCUGACCAGACAUGUGACGUGACUCAAACCUGGAGCAAUGCAACACCAACAUGCACAAGAGUGGCCUGCCAGACGCUGGACCCUCCCACCAAUGGUAUAAUAAACGUAAUCAGUAACCUGUAUGGAGGCGCAGUGACAUUCGACUGCGAUGUGGGUUACCAGCUCGUAGGCAGUCCAAUAUUGACCUGUCAGAGCGACAAGCAGUGGAGUGGGUCACCACCUAGCUGUCAAAAAAUACAGUGCCCACCACUGACAUCACCAGCAUUUGGUUGGCAGCUUCGCACCCAGUACUCCUAUGGGGACCAAGUAGGCAGCGCUACGCUGACGUGCCAGGCUGACGGACAGUGGAGCGCAACAGAGCCUACAUGUGAAAGAAUCCAGUGCCCUCCACUCAGUCCUAUAUCAAAUGGUCAGAUGAGUGGAGGCGGCAGCUUCUUUAAUGACCGGGUGACCUUUGUGUGCGACUCUGGCUACGAUCUCCAUGGAAGCGACAGACGAAUGUGUCUAGCAGACGGCACAUGGUCGGGCAUCCAGCCUGUUUGUAACCGCACCGAGUGUCCUGAUCUGGCUGCACCAGCUAAUGGCUAUAUAACAUCGGGAAAAUUCUAUGGCGACACAGCGACGUACAGCUGCCAAAUUGGGUAUGAAAUCGAUGGUGUUGCAGUCAGGAUAUGCCAGGAUGAUAAGACUUGGGGUGGGAUGGAGCCGACCUGCACCAGAAAGGAAUGUCCGCUUUUGGAUCCUCCAACCAAUGGUGGAAUAUAUGGGAAUAAUGAUAACCUGUUUGGAGACGUAGUGACUUUCUACUGCCAAACUGGGUUUGAGCUGAUUGGAGGCCCAACACUGACCUGUCAGAGUGACCAACAGUGGAGUGGGCCACAACCAUACUGUCAAAAAAAAGAAUGCCCACUGCUACAAGCACCAACCAAUGGUGGAUCGUCUGGAUCUUUUUCCGUUGGGAGCCAGUUGACCUUCACAUGUGAUCUUGGUUAUAUGCUGAAUGGCAAUGCAACACUGUCCUGCUUGGACACACAGGUGUGGAGUGGAACCCCACCUACUUGUGACAAGAUAACCUGUCCUGCUCUGAGCCCACCAACCAAUGGCCAGAUGAAUGGCAACAGUAACUUCUAUGGAGACCAAGCAAGUUUUGCAUGUGACCUUGGCUUUGAGCUGAAUGGGAGCCCCUCACUCUUCUGUCAGCAAGAUGGAACCUGGUCAGGAACCCAGCCAGUUUGCAAUGCCAUGCAGUGUCAAACUCUGACUGCACCUGCCCAUGGGACCGUGGCUGGUGGGUCAUCAUUUGGUGACACUGCCACGUACUCCUGUGAUGCUGGGUACGAGGUGGUGGGAACACCCAUCAGGAUGUGCCAACCUAGCAGGACAUGGAGCGGAAAUGAACCAACUUGUGAAAAAAUAUCAUGUGCAAGUCUGGACGCUCCUCUCAAUGGUGGUAUCACUGGGUUCAACCAGUAUGGAGACACGGUGACAUUUGACUGCAGCAUUGGGUUUGAGCUGGUGGGCGACCAGACCAGGACUUGUCAGAGUGACCAGCAGUGGAAUGGAACACAACCAUACUGUCAAAGACUGCAGUGUCCACAGCUGGGUAUGAUCACAAAUGGUGGCUUCACUGGUGGCUUGCAUUAUGGUGACUAUGCCUCUUUCAUGUGCAAUGCUGGGUAUGAACUUCAGGGUAAUAACACCGCAGUUUGCAUGGAAAACGGACAAUGGAGCAAUCCAGAACCUUCAUGCAUAGCAAAGGAAUGUCCUCCCCUAACAGCCCCACAAGAUGGUACUAUGACUGGGACCUAUUUUGUGGGUGACAGGGUGACUUUCUCCUGCAAGACUGGCUUUAACUUGGUGGGCAACACCAUCAUAGUGUGCAAGGACUCUCUAUCAUGGAGUGGUACUACACCAAAAUGUGAAUGUGUUACUUGUCCCUCACUUCUUGCCCCUGUCUAUGGGAUUGUUAGAGGCCCAGGGAAUACUUAUGGGGAUACAGUGACCAUUUCAUGUGAACCUGGAUAUGACCUCAUUGGUGACAGCGUCAGGACAUGUGAAGCCAGCGGACUGUGGAGUGGCUACGCGCCUCUUUGUCAAAGGAAAUGCUGUAGUGCACUUUCCAUUCCAUUUGGUGAUUAUUCGGGAACUGUCUGCUACAACGACACUGUCACCAUCAACUGUGACCCUGGUUAUGAAGUGUUUGGAGCCCCAAAGGCAACGUGUGAAGAGACUGGUCAAUGGGACACUGCAGCUCCCCAGUGUCAAAAGGUGUGCUGUGACAGUUCUCUGGUGAUUCCCAAUGGCCAGUUGACUACUCCACACGGCAACUGUUUCAAUGCUGUGGGUCAGGUGGAAUGCUCAGUUGGCUACACAGUAAAUGGAAACAACCUCCUCUACUGUAAUGCAAGUGGACAAUGGGAAGGAGAGAUGCCCAAAUGUGACCUGAAGUGCUGUGGAGAUCCAGGAUCCAUUCGAGAUGGCGCAGUAAGCUUUACGGGGGAGUGUUAUGGUGAUGUUGCAACCUACUCAUGUAACAGUGGAUUCUCUCUCGUUGGCAACGCAUCUUACACAUGUUCUCCCAGUGGUGACUGGGGACCAUCGCCUUAUUGCCAACCUUAUAAUCUGUGUGACAGAAGUACUCUGGCUCAGCCGCAUGGAGGCACCAAGCAGAUGCAC
This is a messenger RNA of Branchiostoma floridae (Florida lancelet), 6180 nucleotides long. Its product is annotated as sushi, von Willebrand factor type A, EGF and pentraxin domain-containing protein 1-like. The annotation marks the transcript as partial. Lineage: Eukaryota; Metazoa; Chordata; Leptocardii; Amphioxiformes; Branchiostomatidae. The transcript has 40 exons. The record is from RefSeq and is a predicted model, not a curated record.